Drosophila santomea is the source of this 1009-nucleotide messenger RNA. RefSeq lists its product as uncharacterized. The transcript is spliced from 4 exons. NCBI's taxonomy places the organism in Eukaryota, Metazoa, Arthropoda, Insecta, Diptera, Drosophilidae. Bases 174 to 908 code for a protein of 244 amino acids. The record is from RefSeq and is a predicted model, not a curated record.
UAUCCUGUCACUUGCUUCAGCUUAAUUAAAACCGUAUAUCGGGCGAGAGAUAACUAGAUAAUGAAAUACAAAUACAAUACAUAGUGUAUAAACCGAUGGACGUGCCUUUGAAUGCUCCCCACAACCACAAACACGAAUCAAAUAUUAACCUUUGGAACGCGCUGUAACUCGAAAUGAAGGACCUGGACGGUACCUUGGAUACCCUGGAGAAUGCGCGCUUCAACUACGUGUAUAUGAAGGAUGUUGCUCGCCUGGCCAAGGACUCGAUAUUCUCGCAUAACGAGCUGGUCAGCAUCGUGAUGCUCUACCACAAGUUUGUCCUGGUCAAUGGACCGAGGGCGAAGUACAUGACCAUUCUGCAACUCACUGCGCUGAUGGAGCUGCUGUUCGAGAUCGUGGACCGGGAUCUCAUUGCGACCAUUGUGUACAGAAUAGCCCAUACCCCAGGCUCCAGGGCUCCUGACUUCUUUCCCGACAAGCACAUUCAUUUGGAGUCCUUUGUGAGGCUGCUCACCCUGUACUUCACCAAAGAUCUUCAGCUGAAAAUGGAGUUCGCAUUCUCGGUCUACGAUAAGAGCGAUUCCAAGCAGUUGAAUGGCGAGCAAGUGGGGUUUUUUGUCAGCAAGUUCUUCGAGAGCGAGGACGAGGACGAAUCCAUUGAGCUGCGACUGGAUAUGAAGGAGAUGCUGUUCCUCAAGUUCGACCUGGACAAGGACACCAACAUUGGGGUGGACGAAUACUACGAGGUGGUCCGCCGACAGCCCAUGCUGCUGGAGUGCUUUGGUCGCGUGUUUCCCCCGAAUCCCCAGAUGGAGGUCCUUGCUCUUUGCGCCAAUGUAAUGUCUUGGUUUGACGACUGCCCCAAUCCCAGGAUUAUGAUGAAACCAGACGCCGGGAAGACCGGCUAGCUAACAGGACGUCCGGGAACGCAUGUCUAUCUUACCAGAUACGUAAAUUGUGAGACGUCUAAAAUUGAAAGUGCAUUAAAAUGAAGUAAUUUACAUUUUUA